This is a messenger RNA of Rosa chinensis, 879 nucleotides long. Its product is annotated as zinc finger BED domain-containing protein DAYSLEEPER-like. Gene Ontology annotation, molecular function: protein dimerization activity; DNA binding. The record is from RefSeq and is a predicted model, not a curated record. NCBI's taxonomy places the organism in Eukaryota, Viridiplantae, Streptophyta, Magnoliopsida, Rosales, Rosaceae. The transcript has a single exon. Bases 1 to 879 code for a protein of 292 amino acids.
AUGCUAGUUGCUGCAUUGAAAUUGAAGAAUGUGUUUGGUUGCUUCAGUUCAUAUGAUCCUAAUUUCAAGAUAGUUGUAUCUCCGGAGGAAUGGAAGCAAGUAGAAACUCUACUCACAUACAUGAAGUAUUUGUUCGAUGCAGCCAACAUGGUGAACGCCCACCAAUAUCCUUGUGUAAAUGCAUUCUUCACUGUAGUAGCAAAAAUUCAAGAGGAACUGAUGCAUGCAGCUACUAGUGAGGAUUCAUUUCUCAAACUUUUAACCACGCCCCUGCUCCAAAAGUUUGAAAAGUAUUGGGAAAGCUGCUACAUUGUUUUAUCAAUUGCUGUAGUUUUUUAUCCGAGGCUCAAAAUGGCAAUGGUAAAGAAGGUCUUCUAUCAAAUCUAUGGUGCGAAUGCAGAGACACGGAUGGAGAUUGUUCGUCAUGCACUUUCUGACCUAUGGUUUCAAUAUGCUUUGCCAAAAGAAACACCAACAAAAGAUAGGAGUGUGAGCACCAUCAAAGCAGAGCCUCCAACUACAUCACAGGGAGAACUGCCUCUUGAUCGUACUUCUAUUACUGAUUUUGAAAUGAUGGUGCGUUUAUGGUGUGAACGCCAAAGAGCCCCCAAGAAGAUGACUUCGGAGUUGGACCAAUAUUUGGAAGAGAUUUUAUACCAAGUACCAAUAAGAGACUUUGAUGUUCUAGUUUGGUGGAUGCAAAACAAGGCCAAGUACCUGACUCUCUCUAAGAUGGCUUCUGAUGUCUUGGCCAUACCACUGUCCACUCUUAAUUCGGAUUUUAUUUUUGACACUGCAAUGUUAAAAACUAUGGAUAGUUCCUUGAGUUCCUCAACUCUUGAGGCUCUCAUCUGUGACAAGGAUUGGCUUAAGAAGUAA